AUGGGUGGCAAAAAACGAAGUGCAUCUGGUAUUAAACUUGCUCCACCAUUGCAUCACGCCAUCAUUGUUGGCGAGAAGCACACCGACCACAAGACGUGCUUCACUAUCCAAGUCUUCCCACAACAAUCCGAUCUUCGCUUUGUACAUGGUAACCUCGUCUCAUCGAAACGAACACCAACACGCCAUCCAUACACAAUUACUCGCAAAUACGACGACUUUGUCCAAUUUUGUCAACAGCUGCAUGAUUCUUUUCCUGCAUCAGAGCGUUCCAUUACCAACCUUACCAGCCGCGCUGGUACGCGGUUGCUUCAAAGCCACACGUACGAUGUUGCUAUUGCACUUCCAAAGCUCAACACUAAGCGAUUGAAUUUACUACACAACAAAAGACAAGUGCAACUUCAACGUCGCAUUGAACUCGACAAAUUCAUGGAAGCAUUGUUUCGGCUUCCUGCAUCCAUAUCGCAAUCCUUGGUGGUACUUGAAUUUUUUGGACAACAAAAGGGAGACACGGCAGAGCAAGUGCUUCGACAUCAACAACAACAAAAGCAGCAUCGCACCAUUAGUGGUGGUGAGCCAUCACGAUUGACUCGAUCACAAUCAUCAAAUGUCGAAGAUCAAGGCGCAUUUGGUUCAGCUCUACGCAAGUCAGCAUCACAUCCUGAGUUGGUUCAAGAUAAUAUGGAUCCACUUGUACAUCCAUUGGACAUGCCAACCUCGCCCGUUAUUCAAGAAGAGUCAACAUCACCAUUAUGGAAACGUUUUCGUAACCGUAAUGUACGACCACCAACAUCAGCAGCAGUGCCACCACCACCACCACCUGCACCUGCACCACAAUCAACAACAUCCUCGUCAAGCUUGACAAGUUUGUGUAGCCAAGCUGCAAGCAUGAUUAUGCCUUGGGCUGGUCGUCCACAACAACACCCACUCUCUUCACAACAACAUAUGCGACGUGUAUCACCACCCAAUGCAGCAUUACCAUCACCUGCAAGGCCAUUGCCUUCCUUGUCAACACCAGUGCCACGUCCACCUAUGCAACAGCAACAACAGCAACAUCCUCGUCGACCACGUAAAAAGUCUUCUGGAUCAGCAAGCUGUUCAUAUCACUACUGCUCACAUGCACCAACACCACCUUUGCCGAUUCCUCAGCGUACUACAGCAGCAGCAGCUGGCAUGGUGACCAGCAGUAGCAUCGUUAGCAGCACAUCUACAAGCUCCAGUUACAGCCAUGAUAGCCAAAGCACACGUGCUACCAGCGUUGCACCAAGUCCAAGCACAUCGCCCACUUUACGCAUGAUAAAGUUUAAGAUUGUCUACGACGUUGACAAUAUUAUUGUCAUUCAAGUGCCUCGCUCAGUAACCUUGACGGAAUUACGAUCUCGUAUUAUGCAAAAGUUCUCUGACCCAGAUAUCAAAUUGCCAAGUGAUUUCACGUUGCUAUUCAAUGAUACACGAUCGUCGGCUUCAUCCAACACGAGUGCUGCUUCUUCCAUGUCCGUUUCCAGUGGUACCGCCACCAUGAUCGACAAGGAGGAUGAUCUACGCACUGCCAUGGGAUCCAUGUGGGUGCGUCUUGACAAGGUCACCCUUCGUUGCAUUGCAUAA
Molecule: messenger RNA, 1602 nt
Organism: Lichtheimia ornata
Lineage: Eukaryota; Fungi; Mucoromycota; Mucoromycetes; Mucorales; Lichtheimiaceae
Exons: 1
Coding region: 1-1602 (533 amino acids)
Molecular function (GO): phosphatidylinositol binding
Source: RefSeq, a predicted model, not a curated record